UAUAAAAGGACGCGGCAGCAGCUGGUGGGAGCCGGGCAGGGGGAGUCGCUGUCCAGCGUGGCGGUUGCUGCGCGCCCUGCGGCUGCUCGCCGGGAGGGCUUAGUCGUAUCCUGAGCUUGCCUUGCGCCUGCUGACUCGGGAUGCGGCUUUGGGGGGCCCGCUCGGCAGCAAAGUACCUUUAGGGUUUAUUGGGGAGGGGGCUUCGUCGGCGCAGCACCAAGGUUGGCGGAGGAGGCGAGUCCCUGCGCUUAAAGUGGGCUAGGGGCAAAGGGGCAGGGAAUUCCUCGCUGUAAUCCCUAAGCAGGGGUGGGGGUUGUUUGCUGUGGGUCUGCUUCAGAGGUAGGAGAAAGGAAGGGCAGCUUGCCUUUGAUUGAAGUCCCAGGGGGUUGGGGGGUCCCUGGCCUUCUGGCUGAGGGUACGAAGCAGCUGGAGAGCAGGGGGUUGGAGGGAUGCGUGCCUAGGGUUGGGGCUGCCCGGUUGUGACCCCCGCCAGAGAGGGACAGCCCAGGGGCAUUUGACGCUGCGGGAGGACCGACCUGGGUCUGUGCAGAAGGUUUCCCUCUGGUCUGGCUUGGACUCCUGUGGGAACUUUUCCUGUUGGCAGGACCCAAGUCCUGCUUCAGAGAGAGCGGGGAGCGAGCUCCGAUUCUGGUUGGAGGCAGGGGUGGGGGAGGGGGCAGCCUCACUCCCCCCGGGAUCUGCUGAAAGGACCCGCUGCCCUGUGCCCGCCGCAUCUCAACGAGGGUCCCAACCGAGCAGGAGGAAGCACUAAAGAUGGAUGCUGAGGAUGACCCCUUGUUGCAGGACAUGUGGCUGAACGAAGAAGAGGAGGUGGCCUUUGGGCCUCGCAAGAGAGCCGAAGGGCCACGGCUUUGCGGGAAAUGCCAGUGGAACUCCCGGCCACGGGCAUCGACCACGGCGGUGCUGACCUCCAGCUUCUGGAACGUUGUGGGCUGGAUCUUCACCAACCCGUACUCCGCCAGUCUGAUCCUCUUCUUGGGCUGCGCCAUACCUGCCACCCUUGCCGUGGUCAUGUUCCUGCACUACCCUGCUCUGGACAUUGAUAUCUCGUACAACGCCUUUGAGAUUCGCAACCACGAGUCCUCCCAGCGAUUUGACGCGCUCGCCUUAGCCCUCAAGUCCCAGUUCGGCUCCUGGGGCCGCAACCGCCGGGAUCUGGCCGACUUCACCUCAGAGACCCUGCAGAAGCUGAUCUUCGAGCAACUGCAGCACCUGCACUUGAACUCCACACGAUCAGGCGCAGCCCGGAGGAAACGCAGCCCCGACCAGGAGCGGACUAGUUUCUGCCCCCAAGCCCAACCUAGCUCGUCCAACCAAACUGCCCACCAGCCACGGAACAGCCCCCCUCACUGGGAAUACUCUAAUACCGUUGUGAGCACCAACACCCAAACCCACGCGCACUGGCGCAUCGAACUCAUUUUCCUGGCCCGGGGAGAUGCUGAAAACAACAUCUUCACUUCUGAGCGUUUGGUCACUAUCCAUGAGAUUGAGCGCAAAAUUAUGGACCACCCUCAUUUCCGAGAGUUCUGCUGGAAGCCCCACGAAGUCCUCAAAGACCUCCCUUUGGGCUCCUACUCCUACUGUUCCCCGCCUAGUUCCCUCAUGACCUAUUUCUUUCCCACUGAGAGAGGUGGAAAGAUCUACUAUGACGGCCUGGGGCAGGACCUUGCUGACAUUCGAGGUUCCCUGGAACUGGCCAUGACCCACCCCGAGUUCUACUGGUACGUGGAUGAGGCCUUGUCAGCCGACAACAUGAAAAGCUCCCUUCUGCGUAGUGAGAUCCUCUUCGGGGCCCCUUUACCCAGCUACUAUUCAGUGGAAGAUCGGUGGGAGGAGCAACGUCGGAAGUUCCAGAGCUUCGUGGUUUCUUACGUGGCCUUGCUAGCAAAGCAAUCCACCAGCAAAGUUCAGGUGCUUUAUGGAGGGACAGACUUGUUCGACUACGAGGUGAGGAAGACGUUCAACAAUGACAUGAUGUUGGCAUUCAUUAGCAGCAGCUGCAUAGCCGUCUUGGUCUAUGUCCUUGCAUCUUGCUCAGUGUUCCUGUCUUUUUUUGGGAUUGCAAGCAUAGGGCUCAGCUGUUUGGUGGCCCUCUUCCUGUACCAUGUCGUGUUUGGAAUCCAGUACCUGGGAAUUUUGAACGGAGUAGCUGCUUUCGUUGUUGUAGGAAUAGGUGUGGACGACGUCUUUGUGUUCAUCAACACCUACCGGCAGGCCACCCACUUGAAAGACCUCCAGUUGCGGAUGAUUCACACCAUUCAGACAGCCGGCAAAGCUACCUUCUUCACCUCCUUGACCACAGCUGCAGCGUACGCAGCCAACAUUUUCUCUCAGAUUCCAGCUGUGCAUGACUUCGGGCUCUUCAUGUCCCUGAUCGUCUCCUGCUGCUGGGUGGCCGUCCUCUUCACCAUGCCUGCCGCUCUGGGCAUCUGGUCGCAGUAUCUGUCCCCUCUAGAAGACGCCUGUCAGGCCAGCUGUGGUCAGAAGUGUGCGAAGGAGAACCCCUUGCACUUCUCGGACAGCCUCUUCAUCUCUUCAGAAGUCACAGGUGGGCCCAGCCGAGGGACUCUGCCUUACCUGGACGAUGACAUUCCUUUGCUGAAUGUGGAAGAGGAGCCAGUCACCUGGGAAAUGGGGGAUGUCCCUUUGGUCUCGGUGUUGCCUGAGAGCCUGCAGCUGCCUACCAAGAAGGACAGUCGGGGUCACCUGAUCACUCACGUACAAGAGCUCCUCCAGCGCUGGGUGCUGUGGUCGGCUGUGAAGAGCAGGUGGCUGGUUGUCGGGCUGUUCCUGACUGUUCUCAUCUUCUCCAUCUUCUUCGCCAGCCGACUUCGCCCAGCCAGCCGUGCCCCCCUCCUGUUUAGGCCUGACACCAACAUCCAGGUACUGCUGGACCUCAAGUACAACCUGAGCGCGGAGGGUAUCUCCUGUGUCACCUGCUCUGGCUUGUUUCAGGAAAAGCCCCGUAAUCUGCAGAACAACAUCCGCACCUCUUUGGAGAAGAAGAAACGGGGAUCGGGACUGCCGUGGGGUGUCCGUGGGAGUGCAGCAGGUGACAGGGCUUUGCAGGACCCCCAGGGGACAGUCUACAUCUUCAAAUCCAAAGGCAAAGGCCGGCCAGCUGUAUACAGGUUCUCCCUCAAUGCCACUGUCUCAGCUCCAUGGCAAACAGUGUCCCUGGGAGAUGGAGAGGUCCCCUCUUUUCAGGUGUAUAAAGUUCCUUUCGGUAACUUCACCAAGAGGCUGACCGCUUGUAUGUCCACAGUAGGGCAUCUCCAACAGACGAGCCCCAAGAAGUGGAUGAUGACCGCCCUGUCCUGCGAUAACAAGAAGGGAUGGAAAUUUGACUUCAGUUUCUACGUGGCUGCAAAGGAGCAGCAGCGAACUCGGAAGCUCUAUUUUGCACAGUCGCACAAACCCCCUUAUCAUGGCAGAGUGUGUAUGACGCCUCCUGGCUGCCUCCUGAGCUCCAGCCCAGAUGGACCCAACAAAGGCUUCUUGUUCGUCCCCAGUGAGAAAGCCGCUCCCAAAGCCAAGCUUUCAGUCACUUCCGGGUUCAACCCUUGUGGAAGUUCUGGCUGUGGAAAACCAGCCGUUCGGCCGUUAGUGGACACAGGGGCAAUGGUGUUUGUCGUGUUUGGAAUACUAGGGGUGAACCGCACCCGGCACGUGGACAACCAUGUCAUCGGAGAUAUGGGCAGCGUCAUCUACGAUGAGAGCUUUGAUCUCUUCAAAGAGAUUGGAAACUUGUGUCGGAUAUGCAAGGCCAUUGCCGGGAACGCGGAGCUGGUGAAGCCAGGAGGCGCCCAGUGCUUGCCCUCAGGCUAUAGCAUCUCCUCCUUCCUCCAGAAACUCCACCCAGAGUGUAAGAAUCUUCCCGAGCCAAACCUCCUUCCUGGCCAGCUUUCCCAUGGUGCCGUAGGAGUGAAAGAUGGGAAAGUGCAGUGGAUCUCCAUGGCCUUUGAGUCGACCACCUACAAAGGAAAGUCCUCCUUCCAGACCUACUCAGACUAUCUCAAGUGGGAAUCUUUCCUGCAAGACCAGCUGCGUCUCUUUCCCAAAGGCUCGGCGUUACGCCGGGGCUUUCAGACCUGUGAGCACUGGAAGCAGAUCUUCAUGGAGAUCAUAGGCGUGCAAAGUGCCCUGUAUGGUCUCAUCCUGUCCCUAGUGAUCUGCGUGGCUGCCGUGGCCAUCUUCACCACUCACGUCCUCCUCCUGCUUCCGGUCUUACUCACCAUUUUGGGAGUCGUGUGCCUUGUUGUGACCAUAAUGUACUGGUCCAGCUGGGAGAUGGGGGCGGUGGAAGCCAUCUCUCUCUCCAUCCUCGUCGGCUCCUCAGUGGACUACUGUGUGCACCUGGUGGAAGGAUACCUUCUGGCAGGGGAGAACCUGCCACUUCACCUGGCAGAGGAUCCCAGCUCCGGCCGCCAGUGGCGCACCAUCGAGGCAGUCCGCCAUGUUGGGGUGGCCAUCGUUUCCAGCGCCGUCACCACCGUCAUUGCGACCGUCCCCCUCUUCUUCUGCAUCAUCGCCCCUUUUGCGAAGUUCGGCAAGAUUGUGGCCCUCAACACGGGCGUUUCCAUCCUGUACACUCUCACUGUGAGCACCGCUCUGCUGAGCAUCAUGGGACCUGUGGCCUUCACGCGCAACCGGACUUCCUUCCUCAAGGCGCUGGCGGGGGUACUCGUGGCCCUGGUGGUGGGCCUCUGCCUUUGCUUGGUGUUGCUGAGAAGUGGAUUCAGGAUCCCGCUCCCCAAUGGGACAGUCCUAUAGUUCCUCCCCCUACACAAAACACCCCGCAAUCUCUUACAAUUUCCUCUUCGUUCCCUCCUUUUUUUGAAACUGGAGUACUGCUGGAAUCCCCGGAGAAUGAAUGUUAAAGGGCAGGAAGAAUCCAGGAAUCUGACCUUUCUUUCCUACUUACAAUUUCCUAGGUGCUGCUUGUGCACUCGGUCAGUCCCAUGUGGGCAGGGGAGGGUGCACAGAGGAUGUCAGAGGCUCUGAAAGCCUUGGAGCCCAGCUCUGCUGCUUCUUUGCUUGGAGCCCGGCUCCACUUCUUCUUUGCUUGGAGCCCGGCUCUGCUUCUUUGCUUGGAGCCCGGCUCUGCCCCACUCGGAUCCGGCCCUUUUGUUUCUCAGGGGACUGGAGUCUCCAUGGGGGGAGGUGGCACAAUUGCUCUUCCCACUGCCAACCCUGAUUUUUUUUCCCUUUGGCCAGAGGUGGGAGAAGAGGGGAGGUGAAGGAGAAUUUGGGUCAAACUGCAUGUUAUUUUGGAGUCCAGUGGUUUUGCCCCACCCCCAGCACAUAGUUUAGCUUCAAAAAGCCGCCGCAGCAGAAGGGAGAAUGGACUGAGAUCCGAGCGCUGAUGUUUUCCUGACCAAAACUGCCCCCACAGCUGCUUUUAGCCCUGGGGGUGGUGGAAAGUGCCUACUUACAGCGACCCCUUGUGGGGUUUUCAAUGCAAGAGAGGAGCAGCGGUGGUUUGCCAUUGCCUGCCUCUGAAUAGCAACCCUGGUUUUCCUUGGUAGUCAA
This is a messenger RNA of Sphaerodactylus townsendi, 5553 nucleotides long. RefSeq names its product dispatched RND transporter family member 3 (gene DISP3). The record is from RefSeq and is a predicted model, not a curated record. Gene Ontology annotation, cellular component: membrane. Lineage: Eukaryota; Metazoa; Chordata; Lepidosauria; Squamata; Sphaerodactylidae.